Molecule: messenger RNA, 5142 nt
Organism: Phyllostomus discolor (pale spear-nosed bat)
Lineage: Eukaryota; Metazoa; Chordata; Mammalia; Chiroptera; Phyllostomidae
Gene: YAP1
Product: Yes1 associated transcriptional regulator
Exons: 9
Coding region: 374-1906 (510 amino acids)
Biological process (GO): positive regulation of transcription by RNA polymerase II; hippo signaling
Cellular component (GO): nucleus; cytoplasm
Molecular function (GO): transcription coactivator activity; protein binding; transcription corepressor activity
Source: RefSeq, a predicted model, not a curated record
GAAGGAACAAGAAAAGGAAGUAAAAGAGAAAGGGGGAGGGGACAGGCAAGUUGCUGUCCGGCAUCCGUCUAGGGAGUGAAGGAAAAAAGUUCUCAGGCGCCGCAGGUCCCGGUUUCUCGCAGCCCCUCCCGAGGCGCAGCCGCCAGACCAGUGGAGCCGGGGCGCAGGGCGGGGGCGGAGGCGCCGGGGCGGGGGAUGCGGGGCCGCCGCGCAGCCCCCCGGCCCUGAGAGCGUAGAGAGCGUUGCUCCCGCCGUCCAGAACAGCCCGGCCCGCAGCCCUUAUCGCUUCUCGCGUCUGGGCUCGUCGAGCCGGGGCGCGCGGGCGGAGCCCUCGCCCGCCUGGUCCGGGUGCGCUUCGGGGUAGGCAGAAACCAUGGAUCCCGGGCAGCAGCCGCCGCCUCAGCCAGCCCCCCAGGGCCAAGGGCAGCCGCCCGCGCAGCCCCCACAGGGGCAGGGCCCGCCGUCCGGACCCGGGCAGCCGACACCCCCAGGGUCCCAGGCGGCGCCGCAGGCCCCCCCGGCCGGACACCAGAUCGUGCACGUCCGAGGGGACUCGGAGACCGACCUGGAGGCGCUUUUCAACGCCGUCAUGAACCCCAAGACGGCCAACGUUCCCCAGACCGUGCCCAUGAGGCUCCGGAAGCUGCCUGACUCCUUCUUCAAGCCUCCAGAGCCCAAAUCCCACUCCCGACAGGCCAGUACUGAUGCAGGCAGUGCAGGAGCCCUGACUCCACAGCAUGUUCGAGCUCAUUCCUCUCCAGCUUCCCUGCAGCUGGGAGCUGUGUCUCCUGGGACACUGACCCCCACUGGAGUGGUCUCUGGCCCAGCAGCCACACCCACUGCUCAACACCUUCGGCAGUCUUCAUUUGAAAUACCUGAUGAUGUACCUCUGCCAGCAGGCUGGGAGAUGGCGAAGACAUCUUCUGGUCAGAGAUACUUCUUAAAUCACAUAGAUCAGACGACAACAUGGCAGGACCCCAGGAAGGCUAUGCUGUCCCAGCUGAAUGUUACAGCCCCUACCAGUCCACCAGUGCAGCAGAAUAUGAUGAACUCGGCCUCAGGUCCUCUUCCUGAUGGAUGGGAACAAGCCAUGACUCAGGAUGGAGAAAUUUACUAUAUAAACCAUAAGAACAAGACCACCUCUUGGCUAGACCCAAGGCUUGACCCUCGUUUUGGUAAAGCCAUGAACCAGAGAAUCAGUCAAAGUGCUCCAGUGAAACAGCCACCACCUCUGGCUCCCCAGAGCCCUCAGGGAGGAGUUUUGGGUGGUGGCAACUCCAACCAGCAGCAACAGAUGCGGCUGCAGCAGCUGCAGAUGGAAAAAGAGAGACUACGACUGAAGCAGCAAGAACUGCUUCGGCAGGUGAGGCCACAGGCAAUGCGGAAUAUCAGUCCCAGCACAGCAAAUUCUCCAAAAUGUCAGGAAUUAGCUCUCCGGAGCCAGUUACCAACACUGGAGCAGGACGGUGGGACUCAAAAUCCAGUGUCUUCUCCUGGGAUGUCUCAGGAGUUGAGAACAAUGACGACCAAUAGCUCAGAUCCCUUCCUGAACAGUGGCACCUAUCACUCUCGAGAUGAGAGUACAGACAGUGGACUGAGCAUGAGCAGCUACAGUGUCCCUAGAACCCCAGAUGACUUCCUGAACAGUGUUGAUGAAAUGGAUACAGGUGAUACUAUCAACCAAAGCACCCUACCCUCACAGCAGAAUCGUUUUCCAGACUACCUUGAAGCCAUUCCUGGGACAAAUGUGGACCUUGGAACACUGGAGGGAGAUGGAAUGAACAUAGAAGGAGAGGAGCUGAUGCCAAGUCUUCAGGAAGCUUUGAGUUCUGACAUCCUUAAUGACAUGGAGUCUGUUUUGGCUGCCACCAAGCUAGAUAAAGAAAGCUUUCUUACAUGGUUAUAGAGCCCUCAGGUAGACUGAAUUCUAAAUCUGUGAAGGAUCUAAGGAGUUAAGACACACAUACCAGAAAUUUUUAAAAUAAGCCAGUUGCGAUCUUCUGGCUGAUACAGAAAAAGAUGAACAAACGUCCAGCAAGAUUCUUUCAUCCACUAUUUUGCUCUUCCUUGUCCAUUGCUGCUGUUAAUAUAUUGCUGACCUCUUUCAUAGUUGGCCCUAAAGAAUCAAAAAAACUUUUUUGUUUCUUUUGCUAUUAUAACUACUGUUUGUUUUGGGGGCUGGGGGAAGUGAGCCUGUUUGGAUGAUGGAUGCCAUUCCUUUUGCCCAGUUAGAUGUUCACCAGUCAUUUUAACAAAUAGACUUGGAAGUCAAAUGCUUCAUGUCACAGCAUUUAGUUUGUUUAAGCAAUUAUUUCUUAAGCUGCCUUUGGCCAGUGAAAAACAUGACUUACUGGUCUGACAAGCCAAAAAUGUUGUGUCUGAUACUGAGUACUUAAUGCUGAUUUGGAGAGAUAGCUGAAACCAAGGCUAAAGACUGUUUUAUUUUCAGUGUUCGUUGUUUUUUCCUCCUAGUGCUAUAUCAUUAGUCACAUAGUGACCUUGAUUUUAUUUUAGGAGCUUAUAAGGCAUGAGACAAUUUCCAUAGAAAUAUAUUAAUUAUUGCCACAUACUCUAGUAUAGGUUUUGGUGGGUUUUAUUGUGGAAUUGUUUUGCUUGGUUGGUUGGGGUUUUUUGUGGUUUUGUUGUUAUUGUUGUUGUUGUUAUUUUCUGGAACCAAGGCAAAUUACCAUAUUAGUGAAUCUUUUUAUCAUUGUAUCUGGGACAAUUAUUGUAGUUUCUUUGGUAAAAAUCUUCAUUUCCUGAUUUUUUUACCUUCUUAUUUAAAUCUUGAUUUUCUGCUCUCUCUAUAUAUAUACCCCCACACACUUAUAAGUUUAUGUGAUAGUGUAAUAGCAGAAUGUAUUUUUUUUUUAGGCUUCCCUAUUUUUCCAGUUUGUUUUAAAACAGUAGCUUUGAAUGUAUGCAUUUAGAAUACAUGACUAAUAGUUUAUAUUUCACAGGUAGUUUAAAUCUGGUUGGGGCAGUCUACAGAUGUUGGAGGUAAUUUAGUGUUCUGGAAAGAGCAGUUGUUAUAGACAGUGCCUAAAGGAAUAAUGUAUAUCUUCCGGGCACAUAAGGAAUAUUAUCUGAUGAAUUUGAAAAAAAAACAACCAAGAAAUGGCUUUAUUUUCCCCUUAUUACUCCCUUGGACUAAUUAUAAGUCACUGAGUAGGUUUAUAAUGUACAUGACAAAAGUAAGCUUUAUGUGGUCAUUCACCUUCCUUUAGCUUUAGAAGUUUUAUCUUCACCUUAGUUUUGAAAGUAAAGUCUAGUAUUUUAGUCAUCAUUUAUAAUGAACACAUUAAAGACUACAUUGAAAUAUUGCCUAUAAGACUGUUCUUACUUAUAAGACUUGCUCCUACUUCUGUAUGAUGAGAAUUGACCCUGGACAGUAUAAUACUGUAAGGUCAUGCAUUAGCUGGUGAAAUGAUCAGAUUAAUAAAUGUAUAUUGGUAGUUGAAUUUAGCAAAGAAAUAUAGAUAAUCAUGAUUAUACUUUUAUUUUUACAGUAAGAGAUAUAACUAGAGUAUGUGUCUACAGGACUCAUAAUGGUUUCCAAAGAGUAUUUUUUAAAGGAAAAAAAAUGAGCACGAGUCAACUCUUCAGUAUAAGCUAUGAAGCAAUAGUUGGUUGUGAAUUACAGUGGCACCAGCUAGUACCUUUGUGAUUAAGGGUCUGUCAGUGUUUCUAGAGUAAGCCCUUAUUUUCAAGGGUUUAUAUCAGGCAUAAAAUCUCUUUUCCUGGCUAAAACUGCUAUGAAAUGCCUCAGCUUGGAAAGAUAGAUUUUUUUUCUAAUUACAAAAUCUAAGUAUUUUGACCCUUCAAUUUAGAGUGCAAAAAAAGUUGGAAGUAAAGAAGUUUUUAUAGUAUUUUCAGUGCUCAAAAAAAAAAAAGCAAUCACUGUGUUGUAUAUAAUGAUUCAUAGGUCAGUCACUCAUAAUAAUUGACUCUAAGGUUUUUAUUAAGAAAACAGCAGAAAGAUUAAAUCUUGAAUCGAGUCUGAGGGAAAAUGGCCACUGUGCAGAUGCAUUGAUUUUUUUUCUUUUUUUAGAGCAAUAAUGAAAUUCUACCUAGAAUGUAUAAUUGAGUACAUGGAUGAUGUAGCAUGUUGGGUUUUUUUUACACUUGAUCUUAGCCAAAAGGCGGAGAAGCGCGCGCAUGUUGGAUUUUAAAUGUGCAGAAGAUCAAAGAGAGGAGUGCCUGUAAUUUGCCAGUAAGCUGAAAAUAAAGAUUGUAUCUUAUAUAUCAGCAGACUAGCUCUAGAUAAGGGAGAGGGAGGGGCGGGGUUGUGAAGACUUUAGUGGGAUUUUGAUAGAGAACUUUAUAACUUUUUUCUUCAGUAAAAACUUAUCUUGCUGUCAGUAAAGGCAGUUGUUCCUAAAAUUUCAAAGUAUACCCACAAAAUAAGAAUAUGGCAUUCUUCAUUUCCCCUCAACUUUAAUUUGCCCAGUUAUACCUCAAUGUUGUAGCAGCACUGUGGUAGCUGACAUAGGCAGUGCUUGGUUCUUACACCCUCUGUACUGACCUAAGGGAGACCUAAGAGUCCUUUCUCUUUCUGAGUUUAAUCACAGCCUCAGUGUGGUCUUGUUUUAUGUCCUUGUUCCUAAUGUAAAUGUGUUUAACGGCUUCUUGGUUGUUUUGGGUAGCAUUGGGUUAAGAUUUUAACUGGGUAUUCUUGAAUUGCUUUUACAAUAAACCAAUUUUUAUAAUCUUUCAAUUUAUCAGCUUUUUACAUUUGUGUUCUUUUCCAUUAGGGCUUCUAAGAUCUACUUAUCAGUUCAUAGAGCAUAUUGAUUUAGAGUUUCAGAUUUUCUAAAGCACUAUUUGCUAUAAAAACUAUUUUCUAAAUAUAGUACCUUUUUUAAAAAAGAACAAAGGAAGUAACUUUUAUAAACAAACAAUGUUGAUGCCUCCUAUAUGGAACCUUGGCAGAAACACUGAAAAUAAUAGAAAUUAAUUGUGUGAUUCAUAAUUCAUACCAAUCAGUGUUGACACUCAAACUGUGCAAAGUGGAGCCAAUAUCCAGUGACUAACAGCUUCGUAGUUUUUGCACAUUUGAGAGGUGAGUGCUCAGAUGAGUUUUAUCUUCCGCCAGCAUGUUUUUAUAAGAAUUGGGGGUGUGCCUAUCCUAACAAUUGUUUU